GGUUUUAGAUCUUUUCCGCCUCUCAUACAAACCACGAGAGAAAGGGGGAGCACCCAAUCCGAUUUAGGGUUUGAAUCGUCGAUUGAGAUUCCGUCAUGUACAACGGAAUAGGGUUACAGACCCCGAGAGGGUCCGGAACCAAUGGCUACAUCCAGACCAACAAGUUCUUCAUCAGAUCCAAGACCGGCAAGGUCGCCGAGAAUUCCAGAGGCUUCGAAGGUGACCAGGGCAUGGCCGGCGUCUCCAAGAAGGCCAACCGUGACAUCCUCGAACACGACCGCAAGCGCCAGAUUGAGCUCAAGCUCGUCGUCCUCGAGGACAAGCUCACCGAUCAGGGCUUCACCGAUUCGGAGAUCGCCGACAAGGUCGCCGAGGCUCGGAGGACUCUCGAAGCCGCCGCCUCCGCCUCCAUGGGUGGGCCCACUGCUGUUGUUUUCGGAGAUAAGAAGGUGUCAGAUACGCAGACUCAUCAAAUUGCAGCUAGGAAAGAGAAGCAGAUGGAAAACUUAAGAGAUGCUCUUAAACUGAAGCCUGAAGUUACAGAAACAAUUGAUGAUGAGAUUGAGGAGGGACUAAUAAUUAGUCCGAGGAAUGAUGAUAGUAGGCCUUAUGAGAGAAAAGAGCAUUCGUUUUUGGAUAGGGAAUCUGGAUGGAAGAAAUCAGUGGAUGAUAAACAGAAGGUUGAGAAAGAUAAGAAAAGGAGUGUGAAGGAAUCUAGGCGGAAAAAGAAGAAAGGAAGCAAGAAGAGAAGGCAUAAUGAUGAGUCUUCUGAUACAGAUAGCAGUGGUAGCCCUCUGAAACCUGAUAAGAAGAAAAAACGACGGAGUAGAAGUAGCAGCAGUGAAGAAGAUGAUUCUGAGGUUGAUAAGUCAAAAAAGGUUGAGAAGUCCAAGAAACGGCAGAAGAGGUAUGAUUCAGAAGUUGAUGUUGAUAAGAAGCGGAAGGUUGUAAAGAAGCAUAGUAAAAGCCGAAACGAUAGAGCUGAUGAUUCUGAUAUCAGUGAUGAUGCGGUGGCCAGAUCCAGAAGGGAAAUUAAGAAAUCUAAACAACCUCAUCAGGGGCAUGAUUCAGAUGAAGAUGAUGUUGACAAGAAGAGGAAGGUUGUAAAGAAGCAUAGUAAAAGCAGAAAUGAUGAUACUGAUGAUUCCAUUGCCAGUGAAGAUGGCAAGGAUAGAUCCAGAAAGGAAGUCAAGAAAUCCGAACAACCUCGUAGGAGGCAUCAUUCAGAUGAAGAUGGUUCUGAAGAUAAUGCUGACAAGAAGAGGACGGUUGUAAAGAAGCAUAGUAAAAGCAGAAAUGAUGUUGCUGAUGAUUCUGCUUCCAGUGAAGAUGCCAAGGACAGAUCCACAGAGGAAGUCAAGAAAUCCCAACAACCUCGCAGGAGGCAUGAUUCAGAUGAUGAUUCUGAUUAUUCUGAAGACUUGCAAAAGAGUAGAAUUGAUAAGAUCAAACAUGUGAAACCAAACACAAGGCAUGACUCCGGGGAUGAGUCUGAUCUUGACAGCAGAAGGGAGAGGAAGAGUAGCCAAGUUGAGCUGCAAAGGAAUAAGCAGGGCAGCCGCAGGGUAGAUCGAGAUGAUUUUGAUGUGGUGAAAGCUGACAAUGUUAGAAGUGAAAAAAGCAGAAAAUCUUAUGAUGUUGCUAGUGAUUCUGACUAUGAAAGAUCUAGAAAAAGUAGAGGUGCAAUAACAGAAAAGAGUAGAAGAGUUGACAGAAAUGAUGGUAUCAAUGAUGAUACAAGUAUUGGGAGAAAACUUGGAAGGGUUGAAGAGGGUGAUGGAGAUUCAGACUAUGAACGAGCCAGCAAAAGUAGCGGUGCAAUAACAGAAAAGACUAGAAAAAAUGACAGGAAUGAUACCAACAAUGAUGCUAAUACUGGUAGGAACCCCGGAAGAGUUGAAGAAGAUGAUGGAGGACGUGGAAGGCACAAUAUUGGUGAACUUCAAAGAGGAAGGAAGCAUGAAAGAGAUGAAGUGGACCGUGAUUAUAAAAGGCCCAGGGAAGGUCUGGAAAAGGAGAUUGGAAAUAGAAAGCGAGGCAUGGGAGAGGAAGAAGGGGUGAAGGAGGAUAUUGAGAGGGAUAGACAUAUGGAUUACAAGAGAGCAAAAUAUGAUGAGUCAUUCAGUGAGAGGAGAAGGCAUGAAACAGUCAGACAUAAUGAGGAGGAGCAUAAGUCUAGCAGGCAUGGAGAAGAUGAAGUGAAUCGUGGAAACAGAAGACAUGGAAAACUGGAGGACCAACGGGGAAAUAAGGAGAGUGAGAGUGAUAGACGAGAUCCCAGAUCAAGUGAGAGGAGAAGGCAUGAAACUAUCAGACAUAAUGAAGAGGAGCAUAAGUCUAGCAGACAUGGAGAAGAUGAAGUGAACCGUGGAAACAGAAGACGUGGAAAACUGGAGGAACAAGGGGGAAAUAGGGAAAUCGAGAGUGAUAGACAGGAUUUCAGAUCAAGUGAGAGAAGAAGGCAUGAGAAUGACAGGCAUAAUGACGGUCGGUCUAGGCCACGCGACUGAUUCUAUGCUUACGUGGUCUCAAAACUUUGUUAAGUGAAAGAUCAUCUACUGUUGGGAGCUGCAUUUUAUUCCUUGGUGGCCGAGAUGGAGUUGUGGAUGGGUUUAUCGUUGGCAUUUUGAAUAUUAGUAUCUCUGGGGUCUGUAUGAGAUAACGUAAAACAGUUUAAAAAAUUACUUCUGUCUGAGUCGAGUCUUUGAAUAUUCUUGUUGUUUGUCAAAUACAAUCAUCUCUUUAUAUUUUGUAUGAAGGAUCCGAAGUCUCGAGUGUACCGGCCUCAUUAGCAGGUUGAGUUUAUCUAUCAUUUGAGUGCUAUUUUGUGCUGAAUUGAUAACUGUUGAAG
Messenger RNA from Argentina anserina (silverweed cinquefoil), 2851 nucleotides. RefSeq lists its product as uncharacterized. The transcript has 3 exons. Gene Ontology annotation, cellular component: nucleus. The record is from RefSeq and is a predicted model, not a curated record. NCBI's taxonomy places the organism in Eukaryota, Viridiplantae, Streptophyta, Magnoliopsida, Rosales, Rosaceae. Bases 96 to 2510 code for a protein of 804 amino acids.